Molecule: messenger RNA, 681 nt
Organism: Hermetia illucens (black soldier fly)
Lineage: Eukaryota; Metazoa; Arthropoda; Insecta; Diptera; Stratiomyidae
Exons: 2
Coding region: 183-644 (153 amino acids)
Molecular function (GO): odorant binding
Source: RefSeq, a predicted model, not a curated record
UUUUUAUUGUCAAAAAUUUAUUAAUAUUAACAAGUCAUGAAUAAAUUGUCAGAUCAGAUUCAAUGUUAAAAAAUUUUGAGUUUUUAUAUUUUUAUGUACUUUUACGCAGUUUAUUAGAUAUUUGUUUAAAUUUAUUAGGAAAAGGAUAAUUGCAUUCUACGGGUAAAACAAACAAUUUCCAAAUGAGGUCUCUCUUUGGUUUGUCGUUCCUUCUUUGUGUGGUAUUUGGCACCUGGGUUCCAAAAAAUCGUGAAGAAAUUUGCAAGGAUCGUAAAGAAUGCAUCAAAGAGGCUAACCUAUCAAAAUCGAAUUUAGAUUUAGUCAUGCAAGACGCAUUUGGUGCCGAAUUUCCCUUGAAUGAUGAACUCAACCGUUAUAUUUAUUGUAUGGGUGAAAAAUCAGAAUUAUGGGAGAUGGGUACAAUGGAUGCUAAUAUAGAUCGGGUAUAUGAGGUAUUCCAUGCGCUUGGUUACGACGUGAACAAGGACGAUUUGGAAAAGUGUUUUGUGCCAAUAUUCGAUGUUUCUUAUUAUGUUUGGGCCGGCAGAAGUAUCAAAUGUUUGUGGGAUAAAAAGCUUAUAAGAAGGAAAGCAGGAUGUAGUUGUGGGAAUGAGUCUACUGCAACUGGACAACAUGCGAAAUGAAUUAGCGACACAAUAAAAUUAGUAGCUUUUCAAAACA